Messenger RNA from Closterium sp. Naga37s-1, 1353 nucleotides. NCBI's taxonomy places the organism in Eukaryota, Viridiplantae, Streptophyta, Zygnematophyceae, Desmidiales, Closteriaceae. The record is from the annotation of a GenBank genome assembly.
AUGCCCGCGAGUCGCACAUCCUAUCACACACGCCUCGGCCACUGCUCCCCGCACAUUGCCCCUCACAGGAUCGCACCCCCAUUACCGUCGCCCUCCCUUCCCGUCGCCCUCCCUUCCCGUCGCCCUCCCUUCCCGUCGCCCUCCCUUCCCGUCGCCCACCACUCCCGUCGCCCGCGCUUCUUCCCGUCGCCGUCCGUUCUGCUCGUCGCCCUCCCUUCGUCCCCCGUCAAUUCUCUCCCCGUCGCCCUCGCUUACCCCGUCGCCCUCGCUUUCCCCGUCGCCCUGCCAUCCACUGCUCGUCGCCUUCGCCUUCCCUCCCGCCUGCUGAGCCAUCUGCUUCCCCCCAUCCGGUUUUCUUCUUCCCCCCCUCCGGUUUUCUGCUUUCCCCCAUCCCCUUCCCUGCUUCCCCCCCUCCCCUUCCCUGCUUCCCCCCAUCCCCACCCCUGCUUCCCCCCAUCAGAUUCCCGCCUCGCCCCCAUCCCCCUCCCUGCGACCCCUCAUCCCCCUUCCCGCCUUCCCCCCAUCCCCCUCCCUGCGUCCCCCCAUCCUCUUCAUUCUUUCCCCUUCUCCCAAGCCCUCCUUCCCCCCAUCCGAUUUUCCCCUCCCCCCCCCUCCCCUUCCCUGCUUCCCUGUCUCCUCGACCGCCACUCCACUUUGCUCAUCCCCGACAUUUCACGGCCUUAUGUCCCCCUCCCGCCACAGCUACUACACCUCACAUCACCGUUGGCUACCCUUUCCUUCUCGCCCUUCUUCUUUCCCAUCUCCACUCCCUUCCCGUCCAUCACCCCUCCCCUUACGCCUCCCCAUCUCCUCAUCCCGCCUCUCCAUCUCCUCAUCCCGCCUCCCCAUCUCCUCAUCCCGCCUCCCCAUCUCCUCAUCCCCCCUUCCCUUCUCAUCAUCCCCCCUCCCCAUCUCAUCAUCCCCCCUUCCCUUCUCAUCAUCCCCCCUCCCCAUCUCAUCAUCCCCCCUUCCCCAUUCUCAUCAUCCCCCCUUCCCUUCUCAUCAUCCCCCCUUCCCUUCUCAUCAUCCCCCCUUCCCUUCUCAUCAUCCCCCCUUCCCUUCUCAUCAUCCCCCCUUCCCUUCUCAUCAUCCCCCCUUCCCUUCUCAUCAUCCCCCCUUCCCUUCUUAGGGUCCCGGGAACCUUCCCCCCCUUCCAUUUCUUCCCUCCCCAUCCUUCCCUCCCCUUACUCCCCUCCCCUUCCUCCCCAUCCCUGCCCUUCCCUCCAUGCCCUUCCCUUCAGCCCCGUUUUUCAUACAGGCAAGGCGGCAAACACGGUCUGGAGGUGGAAUGGAGAGUGGAAACAGUUGGUAGAGGUGGGGAGGGAGGGGAAGCAAGGGGAGGGGGGAGCAUAA